Messenger RNA from Vitis vinifera (wine grape), 576 nucleotides. RefSeq lists its product as uncharacterized. The record is from RefSeq and is a predicted model, not a curated record. Gene Ontology annotation, biological process: translation. Gene Ontology annotation, molecular function: structural constituent of ribosome. The coding region runs from base 89 to 409 and encodes 106 amino acids. Gene Ontology annotation, cellular component: ribosome. The transcript is spliced from 3 exons. NCBI's taxonomy places the organism in Eukaryota, Viridiplantae, Streptophyta, Magnoliopsida, Vitales, Vitaceae.
GAUGUUUAUUUGUUUUAUUUAUUACUUCAAGCUGAACUAACUCGAUAUUUACUAAAUUUAAUACCCAACACACUUUGUUAUUCAUCACAUGUAUAUGCAGUAUUUCCAUCCAGAUAAUAUGUCAUCUGCUGAGAAGCUGAAAGUUGAGCUUAAAAAAGUUAGAGAUGAAUUUAAAAUGUCAGAAUCAGAUUGUGGAUCUGCACGUGUUCAAGUGGCACAGCUGACGACAAAGAUCAAGCACCUAAAUUCAGCAUUACAUAAAAAGGAUAAGCAUUCCCGGAAGGGUCUUCAAGCGAUGGUCCAGAGGAGAAAGAAGUUAUUGAAGUAUCUCCGUAGAACUGACUGGGAUUCCUACUGCCUUGUUCUUUCAAAGCUUGGUCUCCGAGACAAUCCGAAUUACAAAAACUAGAUGAAAUGUAUUCAUCUCUGUUUUGACAUGCUAAUGAUGCUUUAUUUAGUGAUGUACCAGGUUUUUUGUUUUGUAUCUGGUACUCACAAUUUUUCAACUAGAUGUCACUUCUGAUUCUCCUUUAAUUUAAAGUCACAAUAAUAACAGCUCCUUGGUACUAUUUGCUA